Hydatigera taeniaeformis is the source of this 1000-nucleotide messenger RNA. Lineage: Eukaryota; Metazoa; Platyhelminthes; Cestoda; Cyclophyllidea; Taeniidae. The record is from the annotation of a GenBank genome assembly.
AUGACUUCUGCUAAGCUAAGUACAAGGGUGGCAGUCUUUAAAGCACUGCGACUUCUCAUUAGCUCAAGUAGAGGAUUUGCAGUUAUAUCCAGUUAUUGCAAUAACAACCAAUCUGGUCUCGCUACCAGGAGGGAUCGAAAACAGAACAGCGCGACUUACUCAGGUACUCAGUUUUGUUCUGACUUCGAGGAAGACUUAACUUUCUACCGAGAUAUUUUUGACUACUUAAGGCCAUCAUUACGAUAUGCUGUGCAGAGCAUAGACCAUUCACGAUUGCGGUGGUUGGAACAGAGGCACUAGACGCAAAAUGCCACUAAUACAAACCUCCUAAAGGAGUGGUGAGUAUUUUAAUGAACAUUAAAUGAGAUCGUAGACAUUCCUAUACAAAUCGGUAGCUUAAGCCCAUUGAGAAUCUAAAGGUCCUAUUCACAGAGCGCUUCCUUAUCAAGUAUGAGAACAAAUGAUGGAUUCAAGGUCGAGGGCUUCGAAAGGCAUACAGUCACUAAGUUUUUCGGCCCGCCCGUCAGCAGUAAAAAAGUAAUCAUCCUCAAGCCGCAAUCCCAUGCCACGGAAUUCCUCGGCUACGGCAACCUUUCCGCCGCCUGCCGGGAAGUAGAUGCCUGGUUCUAAGGGGAAAACCAUUCCAGGCUCAAAAUUUUUGUAGUACGAAACGCUGACCGUAUCGUGGACGUCGAGGCCAAGAUAAUGACCAACAUGAUGUGGGCAAAUGUAAGCGCCUACCUAAAUUUUAUACAUUAAGCAAAGCAAAGUGAAAUUACCGACGUUAACUCACUAUCACUAACAUUGAUUACUUUCUCUUCGCUAAGGUACUGGGCUAAUUGCUUGACCAUUAAAUCGUAGAGGUUUUGGAGAUUCGUUCCCGGUUGGACCGCCCUUUGGCAGUCAGUUUGCACUUGGAUUAAGAUAUCGUGCAGUAAACGCUGGUGCUGGGAAAAAUGCCCUAUUUAAAGAAUGUCCACAAUGGAAAUUUUGAGUUACC